Bemisia tabaci is the source of this 2043-nucleotide messenger RNA. RefSeq names its product probable cytochrome P450 4d14. The record is from RefSeq and is a predicted model, not a curated record. Gene Ontology annotation, molecular function: oxidoreductase activity, acting on paired donors, with incorporation or reduction of molecular oxygen; heme binding; iron ion binding. Lineage: Eukaryota; Metazoa; Arthropoda; Insecta; Hemiptera; Aleyrodidae.
UUAUGAACGACUAAUGAUCCCGCUUGCAAAUUAUUUAGCAAAAUAUUGCGGGUGUGAUGUAUUUUUACGCGGAGUUGCUCUUAUUUGUUAGUUACAGUAGUGAAGUGCUGUGGCUGAGAUGGAGUGGUCGGUAUUAAUUGUGCCGGGGAUUCUUUUGGCGGCCCUGAUGGCACGCUUGCUAAUUUACCGCUGGAGAAAUCGACGGGUACUCAAAUUCAUGGCCUCCAUCCCUGGACCCACUUGUAUUCCAUUCUUCGGCAACGCAUACCUCACCCUCCGAGUCAAUAACACAGGUAUUCAUCAAACUCUUCGCCAGCUUUCGAAAGAGUACCCAAGGGCAGUCGCAAUUUGGGUUCUUGGUGAACCCUACCUCCUAACAGCUGAUCGCCAAGUUUUUAACGCGCUUUCUUUGUGUUCGCAAAAUAUAAACAAAACGAGUGAUUACGAUCCUUUCAAAUUCCACUGUACGGCAAUCUUCACUGCCAACGGGUCGGAGUGGCGGAAAAUUCGACGGAUUAUCAAUCCAAGCUUCCGGACGAAAGUUCUGAUGUCGUUCGGGCCCGCCUUCAGUUGCCACACGAAGACUUUGCUGCAGCGCCUGCAAUCACACGCCGAUACCGGUUGCUACUUCGACAUACUCACACCGGUCCACUCGUGCACAAUUGAUAUGAUCUGUGAAAACAUGAUGGGGUGUUCAAUGAACAUUCAAAAUAGGAACUUGGUGAGUCUUUCAACGAAUUUGGAAAGAUCUACGGAGAUGUGUUUUGAAAAGUCGUUCAGUUUUAUGUGGUGGUCCGACACGAUUUACUCCCUCUUCGGAAAGAAGAAGCGCUUACUUGAGGCUGUCAAGGGUAUGCGAGAUCUUGCGCAUCAGAUGUUACAGCAAAAAUUAGAAUCGGAAAAUAUUACGAAGUUGAGCACACUACCAUUGGAUUCAUGCAGUGGGUUGGAGGAUGUCGAGAAAGAGAGUCUCUCUACUUUCAUGGACUUGCUGUUAGACAACAUAAAAUUAGGCGCUAUAACAAAAGACCAGGCUGUUGAAGAAAUAGUCGAAAUGUUCAUAGCCGGUUCGAUUACGACAGCAACAACGGUUGCAUGGAUGACGAAAAUCCUUGCCACGCGACCGGACAUCCAGGCCCAACUCCACGAGGAGAUUCACAGGGUCCAAAAGAUGACAGAGACUGAUACAAAUCAAGAGGAUCUUAUCACUUUGGGACAGCUAUCUCAGUUCCAGUAUUUGGAUAUGGUCGUCAAAGAAACUCUCCGCCACGUCACUGUUCCUUUUGUCCUUCGGCAUCUUAGCCAGGAUCUCACUCUUGAAGAUGGAAGAGUCCUACCAGCUGGUUUGCGUGUGAUGCUGAAUACUUUCAGCUUGCAUCAUGAUCCAGAGUAUUGGGAACAACCUAGCGAGUUCUACCCAUCGCACUUUUCGCCCGAGAAAGAGACCGCUCGCCCGAAAGGCGUUUUUCUCCCAUUCAUGUGCGGACCGCGGAUUUGUCCAGGAAAUAAAUACGCCACGCAGUCGAUAAAAUUGCUGAUGGCCAGCAUGAUUAAAAAAUAUGAAUUCUUCACCGAGGAGAAACCCUGCCAGGAUUUUCUGGAGGAAGAGUAUCGCAUCAUGUUCAUGCUGUGGCCUACAUCAGGAUUCAAUGUCCAGAUAAAGAAUCGCUCUAAGACUGUCAGAAUCGCACAAAAUGGCUGAACUUCAUUCCUAAAUUAUUGUGUUAAGUCACUUCAUUCCUAACUUAUUGUGUUAAGUCACUUCAUUCCUAAAUUAUUGUGUUAGUGUUAAGUCAUAAUUUUAAAGAUACCAACACAUCAUCUAGGAUAUGAUAUGGAUGUGAGGAAAAUUUUUGUCAAAUAUUGACCGAAAAUGAAAGAUGGUUUUACAUCUAAUGCGGAAGCAAAAGAGCUGGAAAUUUUCAGCUGCAACAUAAUGCAGGUAGGUAUUGUGCAGGCACAAAGAAGGAAUAUUAAUUUGAUGAAAUUCCCUUCUAUGCUGUGUUUUAUGAAAUUUGACUUCAAAGAGAAAAUUCAAAACAA